AUGAAGUUCUCCCUGAGUCUGGGGUCUCGGGCGUGGAGAGUGUCUUGGGAGAGCGCAGUGGCGGCUGCGGCGGCAGCGGUGGGCCCGGCGGCGGGAGGCAGCAAGAUCGGUAGCCGGGUACAGCGCGUUUCCAGUCGGCCCGAUAGCCGCGGCUCUCGGCUGGCGCUCGCCUUCCCUCUAUGCCUCUCCCCUGGCAGCCGGCGCCCGAGCUCUCCGGGACCGCUCCGGGCCCAGGCGCUGCCGUCCCGCUUCACGCAGCUGGCUGGCCUGCGCACAAUGGAGCAGACAUACGGCGAGGUGAACCAGCUGGGCGGCGUAUUUGUCAACGGCCGCCCCCUGCCCAACGCCAUCCGCUUGCGCAUCGUGGAGCUGGCGCAGCUGGGUAUCCGACCUUGUGACAUCAGCCGGCAACUUCGGGUAUCCCACGGCUGCGUGAGCAAGAUCCUGGCGCGCUACAACGAGACAGGUUCCAUCCUGCCAGGGGCCAUCGGAGGUAGCAAACCCCGCGUCACCACCCCCAACGUGGUCAAACAUAUUCGGGACUACAAGCAGGGUGACCCUGGCAUCUUUGCCUGGGAGAUUCGCGACCGGCUGCUGGCCGACGGCGUCUGCGAUAAAUACAAUGUGCCCUCUGUGAGCUCCAUCAGCCGCAUCCUGCGAAAUAAGAUUGGCAGCUUGGCUCAGCCUGGGCCCUAUGAGACAAGCAAGCAGCCGCAGCCACAGUCGGCGCUGCCCUACAACCACAUCUAUCAGUACCCUUACCCCAGCCCCGUGUCGCCCGCCGGCGCCAAAAUGGGCAGUCACCACGGAGUCCCGGGAACGACAGCAGGUCACGUCAACAUUCCCCGUUCAUGGCCCUCGGCGCACUCGGUCAGCAACAUCCUGGGCAUCCGGACAUUUAUGGAACAAACAGGGGCCUUGGCCGGGAACGAAGGUGCCACCUACUCCCAGAAGAUGGAAGACUGGACUAGUGUGAACCGCACAACCUUUCCCGCCACCCCAGCAGUUAAUGGGCUCCAGAAACCUGCAUUAGAGGCGGACAUUAAGUACACCCAGUCUGGGUCUGGCCUCUCCACAGUGGGCGGCUUCCUUCCCGCCUGCGCCUACCCUGCCUCCAACCAGCAUGGCGUUUACAGCGGGCCGGCGGGGGGCUACCUCGCCUCCCCGUGGCCUCCUGUGCAGGGCCCCCAUUUGGCCCCCUCCGGAGCCGGUGGAGCCGGCGGAGCCGGCGUCACAGUGCUCAGCGGGGAGCUCACAGUGGAGGCAUUGAACUUCAAGCAUCACAACCGAGAAGUGGCUGACCGGAAGCCUCCCAGCCCUGGCAGCAAAGCCCCAGACAGCCUCAGUAGCUUACACGGACUGCCGGUCCCAGCCUCAACCUCCUAG
This is a messenger RNA of Artibeus jamaicensis (Jamaican fruit-eating bat), 1386 nucleotides long. RefSeq names its product paired box 1 (gene PAX1). The record is from RefSeq and is a predicted model, not a curated record. Lineage: Eukaryota; Metazoa; Chordata; Mammalia; Chiroptera; Phyllostomidae. Gene Ontology annotation, molecular function: DNA-binding transcription factor activity, RNA polymerase II-specific; RNA polymerase II cis-regulatory region sequence-specific DNA binding. Gene Ontology annotation, biological process: regulation of transcription by RNA polymerase II; anatomical structure development.